Molecule: messenger RNA, 1335 nt
Organism: Aspergillus oryzae RIB40
Lineage: Eukaryota; Fungi; Ascomycota; Eurotiomycetes; Eurotiales; Aspergillaceae
Exons: 3
Coding region: 1-1335 (444 amino acids)
Source: RefSeq, a predicted model, not a curated record
AUGUGGCAUUUGCAUAAGGCCACUUGUUUAACGUCAUGGUUUGCUGGCGGGAGGUCCAAUAAAACAUGCCCCGACUGCCGAGCUCCGGUCAAAACUCCACCUGCCCCUGCAUACCUGGUUCGUGCUGUCGUCCAACUUUUCACAGGCCGUGCAGAACUUUUAGAAAAAGGUGAGACGACGGCCGAGCACAAGCGCCAUCAGCGCGAAGAGGCUGAAAAGUUGGAGAACGAUAAGAAGAACACACAUCCCAAAGAGGGCGGAUUAUUCCGGGGUACAUUCAACAAAAAACUUCCAACCGCACAGCCCAUCGUUGACCUGGAGGACAAUGUCGUUCGCUGCCCGCGCUGUUCAUGGGAGCUGGAAGAAGACUCGAAUUGCGCACAGUGCGGAUACCGACAGGAUGAAGAGUCGGUGACAGAUACAUCAGAUAUAUCAGAUUCCGAUUCGACCGGUUCAAUUUCAACCGAUUCAGAGGAGAAUUCUGAGAUGACAGAUUACAUGGAUGACGAAUUCGAAGAUGGAUUCGGCGAAUUGGACGACGUCGAUUGGAACGGUUUCUAUAAUGGGGUUUCUAUCGAGGGGAGGGUUGAUGAUCUUCCCCGUCAUAUAUACAGCUUAGUUCGCCAUUAUCAUCAUCACACUCCCCCCUCACACCGCCCUGUCUUUGCGCGCAAUAGCCUCUUUGAUGAAGCGAAUUCAACUGCUCAUGAAACUGAAGAAUCGACUGACGACUACUUGGACGACACAGACAUGGACUCAUUCAUUGACGACGAUGAACAUAUCGAGCAGGGUCAUGACUCAGACUCGGACAGAUCUACUGUAGUCGGGGGUCCUGAAGUUCGAUUCCCGCCUGAUCAAGAUGAUGUCCAGUUGAGCUCAGAGGUAACAAUGUCCCAGGCCGACGACUGUAUCGAUGAUUCCCUGGAUAGCUUAGACGAGAUCUCAGAUAGCGAAGAGGAAGAGGAUGAAGAUGAUGAUGACGAAGAUGAUGAGCCUAUCCGGCCUCCCGUAGCCGGAAAUCGGCGCCGCCAAUUUCCAGCCUCAAAUGGGGCUUCAUCAUCUGUCCUCGCGAGUCGAAUGGGGGGUGCUCCAAACGUGAAUCCCUACGCGAUGCGCCGACAGGCAUCACGUAGUCAAAGCACAAAUCCGUCUCUCUUCGAGAGUCGAAUUCGGCGAGGUCCAAACGUGAAUUCUUACGCGAUGCGCCGGCAAGCAUCACGUAGUCAAAGUACAAACACGGAAGGAACUUCUGCCUCGAAUGCAAUAACACUGGACGAUGAUUCUGACGAGCCAGUUCGAGCAAUCCGAAGACAUUGCCGAAAUACCGGCCGUUGA